AUAAUUAUUCCUUAUAGCACUUAUAGCACACACCUGAUAUCGCUGUGCAUUUAGGCAAUGUUGGAGGAUGCCAAUAUGGGUAAGAUCUUCCGAGGUCGUCGGAGUUAUAACGAGCGGGCUUCUCCCACGCCAUGAAGCCCUCGAGUUGGCCGAAUUGCGAAACGAAACUGCCCAAUAUGUUGUCCCUCGUUGCGCUCGUAGCGGCGUUGUCUAUUAAUGUGGUAUCGGCCACUCUCCAGAUUAUCCCAGGAUCAACGUGGACCGCAAAGGGGACGAACCAGCAUGUGCAGGCCCACGGAGGAGAAAUUAUCCAGGUCGGCUCGACAUAUUAUUUGAUUGGAGAGAACAAGCUUGAUGGGAGUUCCUUCCAAUCAAUCAACUGCUACUCUAGCACUGAUCUCGUUCAAUGGACUUUCGUAAAUAAACUACUGACCCUGCAACCCUCUGGAGAAUUGGGCCCAAGCCGUGUUGUGGAAAGGCCGCAUAUUAUCUACAACUCUGCCUCGUCUAAAUAUGUCAUGUGGUUGCAUAUCGAUUCAAGCUCAUACGGAGAAGCAAAAGCUGGAGUUGCCACCUCCUCUUCUGUUUGCGGUGAUUAUACGUAUCUCGGCUCUUCACAACCGCUUGGCCAUCAAUCUAGAGAUAUCAAUCUUUUCAAAGAUACUGAUGGAACGGCAUACCUUCUAACUGAAGAUCGAGCGAGCGGCCUGAGAAUCGAUAAACUGUCUUCUGAUUAUCUGAGCGUAGCAUCAGAAGUCUAUACUUUUGGGAGCUACGAGUCGCCCGCAAUUUACAAAUCUGGCAGCACAUAUUUCAUGUUUGCUUCGCACCUGACUGGAUGGGAUGCGAAUGACAACGUGUACACUACAGCAACCAGCCUCAGCGGCCCAUGGGCGGCAUGGAAGACGUUCGCAGAUUCUGGAUCUAAUACUUAUAGCUCCCAAACCACUGCUGUGGUUUCUAUAAAUGGGGUUGUUAUGUAUAUGGGCGACCGUUGGGUGUCCAGCAACCUAAUGAGAUCUACCUACGUCUGGUUGCCCUUGACAAUUUCAGGCACAACCGCCUCAAUGUCUAAUAGAGUCAAUUGGGUAAUCAACCCAUCCGCGGGGACCUGGUCUGGAGGCCCUUCAGAAACAUCUCCCGAAGCUGAAGCCAGCUCCAACACUCUCGCAGGUGGCGCCAAAGUCGUAACUUGCUCUGGAUGCUCGGGAAGCAAGUCCAUCGGGUAUAUAGGCGGCUCGUCUGGUGGUACGUUAACAUUCCCUGCCAUUUCGAGUACGAGCUCUACGACGACGACAAUCCGGAUCCACUAUGCGAAUGGGGACAAGUCACAGAGAUACGGAAACGUGAUAGUCAAUGGCGUGUCGAACAUAAUCGCAUUUUUACCGUCUCCAGAUGGUAAUACUCCAGGGACGUCAGUCUUAACGGUGCCGUUGAACAGCGGCUCGGGGAACGUGAUUAAGUUCGAGGCGUAUAAUGGUGGAUACGUGGCUGAUAUCGAUCGAUUGAUGGUACCAGUUUCUUGA
This is a messenger RNA of Pseudogymnoascus verrucosus, 1526 nucleotides long. RefSeq lists its product as uncharacterized. Bases 132 to 1526 code for a protein of 464 amino acids. The record is from RefSeq and is a predicted model, not a curated record. Gene Ontology annotation, biological process: carbohydrate metabolic process. The transcript has 11 exons. Gene Ontology annotation, molecular function: hydrolase activity, hydrolyzing O-glycosyl compounds. NCBI's taxonomy places the organism in Eukaryota, Fungi, Ascomycota, Leotiomycetes, Thelebolales, Thelebolaceae.